AUGGAGCCACCAUUUGAAGGGCGUGAUGAUUUCGACCUGUCGUUGGAAGGAGAAUACCUCUCUUCAGGGAUGCAAGAUGUUAUUCCUUUCUGUGCUGGACUGAAUGAUUUUUUACCGGACAAUCGCGUACCGCAACAAACGCACCAAUCCUUUUGGGAUACUGUGAACGAUGAAUGCAUUACAGCCAGUAACGGAAUGGAUAAAUGCGAUAGUGGAAUCAUCAAUCCCGACGAUUUUUUGAACGAUGUUUCAUGUGAUUCAGCACAUUCGUUGUGCAAUCGUGAUACACCUUCACCUUCUAAUAGUCAAAAGAGUUACGAUUCGUCACCUACGUCAGGUGGCUUUGAAGGAUCCCACGUAGUGCCCAUGCGUAUGGUCAGUCUGCCCAACUCUUCGCAAACAGCGUGUAGUCCCACGAAUGGUACGAAUGCAGUGAAACCUAACAGCGGGAUGUGUCAUUUAAAAAUCGUCCCCAAAAGUCUCUAUACCACAAUUAACAGGACUAAAACAAUCACGAAGAAAACGAUCGUUCUGUCGGUGAAAGAUUAUCGCGCUCUGUUAGCGAACAUGCAACAGCAACCAUCGAGUAAUACUAUAAUUUUAAAGGCAACACCAACAAACAAACUACCCAUUCGAUCGGUUGUGAAAUCAGUGCAAACGGCUUCGCUUUUAGAAAAGCAGGAAAUCCCCUUUGUUUUACCGAAACCAACAUCAGUUUCUGCAACGGAAGUAGAAACAAAAUAUGAAAGUGAAUCACUGGCAGCUAUUAAAAAGGAUCGUAAUACGAAGACUUUUAGCCAAUUUACCGUCCCUAUGAUGCUAGCCGCUGGUACCACUCUUUCUGAACACACUAUCGACGAAAAGUUGCUCAAAAAACAUCAACGUAUGAUUAAAAACCGCCAAUCAGCAUACGAGUCGAGACAGAAGAAGAAAGAGUACGUCACCUCAUUGGAAAAGCGGCUCGAACAGUUAUCUCAAGAGAAUCAACAACUAAAGGUGGAAAAUUUAAAUCUUCUGGAAAAGUUGAAAAUGCAAUGUACUUGUGCAGCUGUUAAUCAACCACAGGGACACUCAACCAUGAAACAAGUGUCACCAACUGCUCGUAAAAAUACAGCGAUCGUUUUGGCAAUGUUGUUUAUGGUUUCACUUAAUUUUUAUCCUAUCGGCAAUCUUCUCACUAACUCCGAUCCUGUGGAAAUGAACCAAUUAUCAGAUAAAGUGGUGACGUAUCAUUCUCGUGGGCUACUGUGGAUGAAUGAUUCGAGCAAUCUCAACGACCGCAGUCGGCCUCGGUCGUACAGAGACAACCUAACGGUGUUCAACGAACUUACAAACGAAGAUUCAAUCGAAACUUUACCUGUAACCGAAUGUCCAUUCUACGUAAAUCAAACGGAAAACAUACGUUUGGCGAGUGAACUCCGCCGGUGGAUUGGAGAGAAUGGUUACAAAAAUCUUACAAAUGGUAUGGGUCAGGCGGAAGUUUCAAUCGAUACAUUUGAUAAAAUGUUCCGUUUGAAGGAUACGAUCGAUUCCAUGUACCAACACAUGAAAGACAUUAGCAUGCAGUUGAAAUCAUACGAGCGUCAGCAAAUGCAAGCCCAGAGCGGAAAGAAAUUAUCACGCAAUCGACAACGUAAAGCACCAGGACAACGACAAAUGAUGACAUACCGCAAGAAAAUACCUAACCAGCACGAUGUAGAUUUGUACUAUCCUAAAAUACACGUAAAAUAUGCAGAGUUUUUUGAAGAAAUUGGUCGUCGUGAUGAUACAUUUUAUUUAGUAUCAUUUAGCGAGGAACAUUUGUUGUUGCCUGCUCUGGCGUACAAUAAAACAAAUCGACCAAGAAUGUCAUUGAUGCUACCAACUGUGACAGCCUCCAGUACACCAAUGAGCAACGGAACAAAUCGUUCAGACAAGAUAACACUCAUGCAGAUUGACUGCGAAGUGAUGAACACAUCCGUGAUUCAGAUACGUGAAAAAAUGAUACCAGGAGCCUUACGACCGCAAGGCGAUGAAACAGCGAAAGGUGGAUCUGGUGAUAAUGGAAGUCGCGACGCAGCAAAUCCCGGAGUCCAUACGAAACGAUCUAGUGGAACCUCUGUGGCGAGUAAAUUAGAACGAAUCAAUUCCUCCACAAUGACUCAUGCCACAGAAGCUGUGGAUGAUAUCCAGCAAAAACGGAAUAGCGUUCGUCAUCAGCAUGUGCCUACCAGGCCGUUCUUUGUACACCGCAUGAAUGAGCAUCUCAGUGAGCAUCACUGA
Messenger RNA from Anopheles marshallii, 2262 nucleotides. RefSeq names its product cyclic AMP-dependent transcription factor ATF-6 alpha (gene Atf6). NCBI's taxonomy places the organism in Eukaryota, Metazoa, Arthropoda, Insecta, Diptera, Culicidae. Gene Ontology annotation, biological process: endoplasmic reticulum unfolded protein response; regulation of transcription by RNA polymerase II. The transcript is spliced from 4 exons. Gene Ontology annotation, cellular component: nucleus. The record is from RefSeq and is a predicted model, not a curated record. Gene Ontology annotation, molecular function: DNA-binding transcription factor activity, RNA polymerase II-specific; RNA polymerase II cis-regulatory region sequence-specific DNA binding. The coding region runs from base 1 to 2262 and encodes 753 amino acids.